Messenger RNA from Felis catus (domestic cat), 5025 nucleotides. RefSeq names its product kinesin family member 5B (gene KIF5B). Gene Ontology annotation, biological process: microtubule-based movement. The transcript is spliced from 26 exons. The record is from RefSeq and is a predicted model, not a curated record. NCBI's taxonomy places the organism in Eukaryota, Metazoa, Chordata, Mammalia, Carnivora, Felidae. Bases 461 to 3352 code for a protein of 963 amino acids. Gene Ontology annotation, molecular function: microtubule binding; ATP binding; microtubule motor activity.
GCCCAUCCCGCCGCUCAGUCGCCGGUCUUCGGCCUCUGAAGUGGUCGGGCGGCUGCCGGCAAGCCGGCGAUCAGACUGCCCGGCGGGCGGACGGCGGGACCGGCCUGCUGUCUCCGAGGAAGAGGGACGUGGCAAUUUUUCCGGUGUCUAGAAUCCCGUCGGACCCGUGCAGCCUGCCCAGGCCGACGAGGGAGAAACUGAGGAGCCGCAGACUCUCCACCCGUGCCGCCGCCGCCAUGGCUGCCAUGAUGGAUCGGAAGUGAGCCUCAGGGCGACUGCUACCGGCGCCGGCGCUUCGAGUCUGGGUUCCCGGGCCACCGCCGCCGCGGGAAGGGCGGGCGACGCGCCAGACUGCUGACUCUCUCGGCCUUCGCGACCCCUGUCCUCAGCUCGGGCCUGCUUCCUUCCAGACUGAGAGGCGGGGAGUGGCUCCCGGUCUCCGGCCCCGGCAGCGAGGAAGAUGGCGGACCCGGCCGAGUGCAACAUCAAAGUGAUGUGUCGCUUCAGACCUCUCAAUGAGUCUGAGGUGAACCGCGGCGAUAAGUACAUCGCCAAGUUUCAGGGAGAAGACACGGUCAUGAUCGCGUCCAAGCCUUAUGCAUUUGACCGAGUGUUCCAGUCAAACACCUCUCAAGAGCAAGUAUAUAAUGAUUGUGCAAAGAAGAUUGUUAAAGAUGUACUUGAGGGAUACAAUGGAACGAUAUUUGCAUAUGGACAAACAUCCUCUGGGAAGACACAUACAAUGGAGGGUAAACUUCAUGAUCCAGAAGGCAUGGGCAUUAUUCCAAGAAUAGUGCAAGAUAUUUUUAAUUACAUUUAUUCUAUGGAUGAAAAUUUGGAAUUUCAUAUUAAGGUUUCAUAUUUUGAAAUUUAUUUGGAUAAGAUAAGGGACCUGCUAGAUGUUUCAAAGACCAACCUUUCCGUUCAUGAAGAUAAAAACCGAGUUCCCUAUGUAAAGGGAUGCACAGAGCGUUUUGUAUGUAGUCCAGAUGAAGUUAUGGAUACCAUUGAUGAAGGAAAAUCCAACAGACAUGUAGCAGUUACAAAUAUGAAUGAACAUAGCUCUAGGAGUCACAGUAUAUUUCUUAUUAAUGUAAAACAAGAGAACACGCAAACGGAACAAAAGCUGAGUGGAAAACUUUAUCUGGUUGAUUUAGCUGGUAGUGAAAAGGUUAGUAAAACUGGAGCUGAAGGUGCUGUGCUGGAUGAAGCUAAGAACAUCAACAAGUCACUUUCUGCUCUUGGAAAUGUCAUUUCUGCUUUGGCAGAGGGAAGUACGUAUGUUCCAUAUCGCGAUAGUAAAAUGACAAGAAUUCUUCAAGAUUCAUUAGGUGGAAACUGUAGAACCACUAUUGUAAUUUGCUGCUCUCCAUCAUCGUACAACGAAUCUGAAACAAAAUCUACACUCCUGUUUGGUCAAAGGGCCAAAACAAUUAAGAACACAGUUUGUGUAAAUGUAGAAUUAACUGCAGAACAGUGGAAAAAGAAGUAUGAAAGAGAAAAGGAAAAAAAUAAGACCCUGCGGAAUACCAUUCAAUGGCUUGAAAAUGAACUCAACCGGUGGCGUAAUGGAGAGACAGUGCCUAUUGAUGAACAGUUUGACAAAGAGAAAGCCAACUUGGAAGCUUUUGCAGUGGAUAAGGAUAUUACCAUCACCAAUGAUAAACCCGCAGCUACGAUUGGAGUUACUGGAAACUUUACUGAUGCUGAGAGAAGAAAGUGUGAGGAAGAAAUUGCUAAAUUGUACAAACAACUUGAUGACAAGGAUGAAGAAAUUAAUCAACAGAGCCAGUUGGUAGAGAAACUAAAGACACAAAUGUUGGAUCAAGAAGAGCUUCUGGCAUCGACCAGAAGAGAUCAAGAUAAUAUGCAAGCUGAACUGAAUCGCCUUCAAGCAGAAAAUGAUGCCUCUAAAGAAGAAGUAAAAGAAGUUUUACAAGCCUUAGAGGAGCUUGCUGUCAAUUAUGAUCAGAAGUCUCAGGAAGUCGAAGAUAAAACUAAGGAAUAUGAAUUGCUUAGUGAUGAACUAAACCAGAAAUCGGCAACUUUAGCAAGUAUAGAUGCUGAACUUCAGAAACUUAAGGAAAUGACCAACCACCAGAAAAAACGAGCAGCUGAGAUGAUGGCAUCUUUACUAAAAGACCUUGCAGAAAUAGGAAUUGCUGUAGGAAAUAAUGAUGUAAAGCAGCCUGAGGGAACUGGCAUGAUAGAUGAAGAGUUCACUGUUGCAAGGCUCUACAUUAGCAAAAUGAAAUCAGAAGUAAAAACAAUGGUAAAACGCUGCAAACAGUUAGAAAGCACGCAAACUGAGAGCAACAAAAAAAUGGAAGAAAAUGAAAAGGAGUUAGCAGCAUGCCAGCUUCGUAUCUCUCAACAUGAAGCCAAAAUCAAAUCAUUGACUGAAUACCUUCAAAAUGUGGAGCAAAAGAAAAGACAGCUAGAGGAAUCUGUCGAUUCCCUCAGUGAAGAACUAGUCCAACUUCGUGCACAAGAGAAAGUGCAUGAAAUGGAAAAGGAGCACUUAAAUAAAGUUCAGACUGCAAAUGAAGUUAAGCAAGCUGUUGAACAGCAGAUCCAGAGCCACAGAGAAACACAUCAAAAACAAAUUAGUAGUUUGAGAGAUGAAGUUGAGGCAAAAGAAAAACUUAUUACUGAUCUUCAAGACCAAAACCAGAAAAUGAUGUUAGAACAGGAACGUCUGAGAGUAGAGCAUGAGAAAUUGAAAGCUACAGAUCAGGAAAAGAGCAGAAAACUACAUGAACUUACAGUCAUGCAAGAUAGACGAGAACAAGCAAGACAAGACUUGAAAGGUUUGGAAGAGACAGUGGCAAAAGAACUUCAGACUUUACACAACCUGCGUAAGCUCUUUGUUCAGGACUUGGCCACCAGAGUUAAAAAGAGUGCCGAGAUUGAUUCUGAUGACACUGGAGGCAGUGCUGCUCAAAAGCAGAAGAUCUCCUUUCUUGAAAAUAAUCUUGAACAACUCACUAAAGUGCACAAACAGUUGGUACGUGAUAAUGCAGAUCUUCGCUGUGAACUUCCUAAGUUGGAAAAGCGACUUAGAGCUACAGCUGAGAGGGUAAAAGCUUUGGAGUCAGCACUGAAAGAAGCCAAAGAAAAUGCAUCUCGUGAUCGCAAACGCUAUCAGCAAGAAGUAGAUCGUAUAAAGGAAGCAGUCAGGUCAAAGAAUAUGGCUAGAAGAGGACAUUCUGCACAAAUUGCUAAACCUAUUCGUCCUGGGCAACAUCCAGCAGCUUCUCCAACUCAUCCAAGUGCAAUUCGUGGAGGAGGUGCAUUUGUUCAGAACAGCCAGCCAGUAGCAGUUCGAGGUGGAGGAGGCAAACAAGUGUAACCUCUACACAUUACCCACAGGCAUUGAAAGUAAUUGAAUAAGAAGAGGACAUAAUAUCAAGCAGAGUCUUUCAGUGACUAUAACCUCUACCCCCUGGGAAUUGUAGAAUUAUAACUUUUUUUUAAUGUAUAAAUUAUACCUGGCUUGUACAGCUGUUUCCUACCCACUCUUCUUGUAAACUCUGCUGCUUCCCAACACAACUAGAGUGCAAUUUUGGCGUCUUAGGAGGGAAAAAAAUGACAGUUUACAACUGUGGUCCUAUUUAUUACACAGUUUGUCUUUUGUGUCUUAAAUUUAGUCUUCACUGUGCCAAGCUAACUGUACCAUAUAGGAUUGUGCUUUUUGUACUUUUUUGUGUGUGUGUGUUUAUUUUUUAAUCUCAGUUUAAGUUACCUAGCUGCUACUGCUUUUUAUUUUGCUUUUCUUAUUACGAUGUCUUCCUUAUUUAGGGAAAAUGGAACAUUUAGAUUAAAUGUCUUAAAUUUUACCACUUAAAACACUACAUGCCCACAAAAUAUAUCCAGUCAGUACUGUACUUUAAAAUCCCUUGAAAUGAUUUCAGAGUUAAAAUUAUUUGUAUCGUCUCUGAAGUUUGCUUCUGAAAACUACUGUUUGAGCACUGAAACCUUAAAACUGCAUAAGUAGGCAUUUGAGACUGAGCAAUGCUACUUAAUUCUCUCAUGAAAUGCCUGUUGCUAAAUUAUCUUGAAGCAGUCUCACUUUAUGAAAGAGAGUUUGGAGACUCUUCCCAGUUCUGUAAUCAAUAUGGCCUGAUGGAAUGAAAAUACCCUGCUUCAUUCUGGUGAGCCUGCUAAUUAAUAUAAGAAUUGGACAGAUUAAUUUAUCAUCUUAAUAUAGUGAAAUGAAUUAAGAUACUACACGAUCAAACAGCAUUUUAUAUUGUUAGUGCUGUAUCGAUUAUUCUAAAUUUAUAGUCUGUGAAAAUUGAGAAAAAGUAUGGAAGAACAGGACAAGUAUAUGGUGAACUUACAAACACGUUGAUUAAUUUUGGUCUGAAAUCCUUGAGGUGUUUUUAAUCUGUUAACACCAAGUCAUACACUAUAAUUUAUUUCUUGUUUAGUCUAGAAAUGAUAAAUUGCAAGUCACUAAUCCUCAAAUUAUUGUGUUGGCUAUAGCCCCUAAUUUUGUAAUUAGUACUAAGUGUACCUGUUUUUGCCAUUCUUCUCAGCUGAUUAGGCGACGUCAAGUUUAUUUUCAGAAGCUAUAAAAGUAAUAAGGAAAGAGGUUUCAAUAUUUGCUUCAUCUGUGCGUGGGGUGACUACAGCUAUAUUAGCAGAAAUUUGCAGAGGAUGAGGAUUUAAGGUUAUUCAGUCAGUAAAGAAAGUUGGAGAGUUCUGUGUUAGGAUCUGGCUGGCAGAAUUAACUUUUUGAAAAAGUUUUAUACACAGAUAUUUGUAUUAAAUUUGGAGCCAUAGUCAGAAGACUCAGAUCAUAAUUGGCUUAUUUUUCUAUUUAACUAUUGUAAUUUCCACUUUUAUAAUAGUUUUGAUUUAAAAGAUAAAUUUAUUUAUUUAUUUUUUUAACAGUCAAAAAUCCUUGCUGUUGUAGUAUGCAACCUUUAAAAUGAUUGUGUUGCUUUUGAUCAAAGAAACACUCCAGAAAUUGAGAUGAAACCUUGGUGUGCAGCAAGAUUGAAGUAAUACAGUUAACUU